AUGGGGGAUCCGGCGACGUGUCAGAUUGGCAUUAUCGGAAUGGGCGAUAUGGGGCGGCUGUACGCGCUGCGCCUUCGUGAUGCGGGGUGGCAGCACGUCAACGUGUGUGAUCGCCCGGAGAAGUACGAGGCGCUGCAGCGCGAGUGGGAGGGCACCGGCCUCACGGUGCUCCGGGACGGGCAUCUCGUGUCGCGCCAGAGCGACUUUAUCGUGUACUCCGUCGAGGCCGGCAACAUCCACAGCGUCGUGAAAGAGUAUGGGCCCUCGACCAAGGUCGGCGCCAUCGUCGCCGGCCAGACGAGCGUCAAGGCGCCGGAACGCGAGGCGUUUGAGACGUACCUGCCGCGUGACGUGUACAUUGUGUCGUGCCACUCGCUGCACGGCCCGCACGUCGACCCUCGCGGGCAGCCACUCGUGCUGAUCCAGCACCGCGCGCCGGACGAGAAGAUGCGCCUGGUCGAGCGGAUUCUCGCGUGCCUCGAGUCUCGCUACGUGUACAUGAGCUACGACGAGCACGACACCGUCACGGCCAACACGCAGGCCGUGACGCACGCGGCCUUCCUUACGAUGGGCACGGCCUGGGCACAGCUGCAGGCCUACCCGUGGGCCACCGGCAAGAACCCCGGUGGCAUGGAGACGGUCAAAAUUUACCUGUGCCUGCGCAUCUACGGCGCCAAGUGGCACGUCUACGCCGGCCUCGCCCUGCUGAAUCCGCAGGCGAGUGUACAGGUGACGCAGUUCGCGAAGAGCGCGACGGCCCUCUUCCAGCUCAUGCUCGAGGGCCGGUACGACGCGCUCGCCGCCCGCGUCAUGGCCGCCCGCCGCAGCGUCUUUGGCUGGCGCGACACGGAAGAGGGCCAGGACGUCCCGGGACACACGCGGAUCCUGGUGAGCGACGGCAUGCUCGACGAGUUUUACGUGAUUGCGGAGCGCGUCAGCAAAGGCGAAAGAGGCGCACAGGAGGCGGUGCGUGCCGCGCGCGAAGAGCCACCGCCGGCCAAUUCCCACCUGUCCCUGCUGGCGAUCGUCGAUUGCUGGCACGUCCUCGGCAUCGAUCCGUACCGCCACCUGGAGCUCGCUGCGACGCCCGUGUUCCGCAUGUGGAUCGGCGUCACGCAGAACCUGUUCCGCUCGCCCGAGCGCGUGCUCGCUGCCUGCAGGGCCGGCGUGUACGAUGUGAGCUUCCGCGCCGACGACUUGGAAUUCGUCGUCGCGGCUCGCGGCUGGGCGCAGGCCGUGCAGUUCGGCGGCUUUGACGUGUACCGCCGCCGCUUCGAGAUGACACGCGCCUUCUUCGAGCCGCGCCUCGCAGAAGCGAACAAGGUCGGCGCUGAAAUGCUGCGCGUCGUGUCGAUGCGAAACUAG
Molecule: messenger RNA, 1365 nt
Organism: Malassezia restricta
Lineage: Eukaryota; Fungi; Basidiomycota; Malasseziomycetes; Malasseziales; Malasseziaceae
Product: prephenate dehydrogenase (NADP+)
Exons: 1
Coding region: 1-1365 (454 amino acids)
Biological process (GO): L-tyrosine biosynthetic process
Molecular function (GO): NAD+ binding; prephenate dehydrogenase (NADP+) activity; prephenate dehydrogenase (NAD+) activity
Source: RefSeq, a predicted model, not a curated record